GGAUGAGGGGUCGGUCGUGCUGGGCGAGGUGUCGUGUAUGCAUAAUUUCUGAAGAUAGGUACAGGCGAGAGCUGUGUUCUGGAGGCAAGAUAGUGCUAUGACGGUCUUGACCUAUCAUCGUUGACUGGGAAUCGGGCUCCUGGCUCUGCGAAUCGUCUCCAACUGGUCGAUAUGAAGGUGAACUGAAGCUCUCCGUCACCUUCAUCGCACCACGGCUGCUGACGGAGGCAUCCAGCUGGGGAACACGACGUUUCGAGCUAUUUUAGCGUAUCACAGCCUCCUGCUUUAAAAUGGGAGACAUGUCGCCCGACUUUGCAAGCAAGGAUGAAGAAAUAUCAUUUUGGAAAAGUCUAGCUCAGGAUUUAAAGAUUAGGCUGGCCGAGUCGCGAGACGAGCUGGACGAGUUCCAGGAGAACUCGCGCGAGCUGGAGGCCGAGCUGGAGGCGCAGCUGGAGCAGCAGGAGGCGCGCGUCAAGGACCUCACCGGCCGGCUGGCGCGCGUGCAGACCGAGAACGACCAGAUCAAGGAGAAGCUGGAGCACCUGCAGACGGAGGCCCAUGACCAGAUCUCGGACCUGCAGACCGGCCUGUCGGAGGUCACCGGCAUCAAGGAGAAGCUCUCCAAGUAUAUCCGCGAACUGGAGCAGGAGAAUGACGACCUGGAGCGGGUCAAGCGGACGAUGGUGGUGUCGCUGGAGGACUUCGAGGGCCGACUGAACCAGGCGCUGGAGCGGAACGCCUUCCUCGAGUCGGAGCUGGAUGAGAAGGAGACGCUGCGGGAGAUGGUGCAGCGGCUCAAGGACGAGUCCCGAGACCUGCGCCAGGAGCUAGUGAUCCGAGACCGGCACGAACCGGCCGGCCAGCCCGACAACGACCGCUCGGCGCUGGACAGCAACAAACUGCUGGAGGAGCCGCCCGACGACGAGGCGCCGCGCGCGCGGAGCGUCGGCGACGCGCCCGCCAACGGCCACGUCACGGCACUGGACGGCGGCGGUCCGAUGACGCCCUCGUCGCGCAUCUCGGCGCUCAACAUCGUCGGCGAUCUGCUGCGGAAAGUCGGGGCGCUGGAGUCCAAGCUGGCCUCGUGCAAGUCGUACGUGAAGGACAACCCGCGCCCGGCGGGGUCGGCCGGCCGCGAGCUGCACAGGGCCGGCAAGCCGCGGAAGACCACCAAGAUCCCGACGCAGGUACAACGCUAGACCGACUAGGCGGGCUGCCGACGCGAUGGCGACGGCGGCGGCGGAGGCGCCCGCUCGCACGCUCGUGCCGUGAACUGGGCGGCGCCGUCAGCUUCCCGCCGCGGAGGAGCCUGGCGUCUCGCGGGCGACGGCCGGCAC
Molecule: messenger RNA, 1337 nt
Organism: Pollicipes pollicipes
Lineage: Eukaryota; Metazoa; Arthropoda; Thecostraca; Pollicipedomorpha; Pollicipedidae
Product: nuclear distribution protein nudE-like 1-B
Exons: 8
Coding region: 291-1199 (302 amino acids)
Biological process (GO): mitotic centrosome separation; chromosome segregation; centrosome localization
Cellular component (GO): centrosome; kinesin complex; kinetochore
Molecular function (GO): microtubule binding
Source: RefSeq, a predicted model, not a curated record